CUCCGUCCCGCGGCUUCUGGCGGCGUCCGGCGGGCGCGGGGCGCGGGGGAGGCGGCAGCGCGGAGGAGCCUCGGUGGGACCCGGGGGGGCCGUUCCUCCGUUCCUCCGUGGCUGCCCCGCAAUGCGCGGAGCCGGGCAAGGAGCGCUGUGCGGGGCCGCCCGUCCACGGCGUCGGCUGCUAAAGCGUUCGCGAGAAAUGACCUGGGGGAGACCGGAGGGGGUAGGAAAGGCCAAGAGCAUUCCGCUGGUGUCUGGAGCCGGGCGGUGCGGGGCUCCGGGCGUUUGUGAAGUGCCCGAACUGAAACGUUUACCCAGUGCUGUUCUGCCUCUCGCAGCUAAGGCUGUGGAUUACCAUCCCGGCGGGUGUAGCAUUGGUCACAGAGGGAGAAAAAAUAUUGAAGCAUAGUUCUUUGCUGACAUUUUUUGUGGAAUGAGAAACACUCACUCAGUCACGGAGCCCCUCGGGGUGAGCUCCCGGCGCCGACCCGCAGCCACCGGCCCCGACAUGCUCUGGCAGCAGUGCAGCUCCCAGUGCCAGCAGCGCUCUGGAUGCGCUGUGCUGCUGGGUGCCACCGUUCUGAUUUACCCUCUGUUUACACACGGCUUUCAUUCCUUAAUCUCCCCGAUAAGAGGUGUGGAAGUAGACCGCAGCUCUCUGAGCGUUCCUCUGUUCGCUGCCUUUGUUCUGGGCAGCUGCCAGCAUCCCUGGGGAUGCUCCCGCUCCGGGCACCACAGUACCACGUCUGGGGGCAGUUGCCGGGGUCUCUGCCUCUCUGCACCGUGGGAUCCACAUUGCUCAGUGCCCAAGCAGUGGAGCUGACUCUCAGCAAUAUGACUGUGCUGCCAUGUUGUCGCUGCCCCUGGAGACAGCAACGCUGUGGGAAGUGGAGGGGCAGGGAGAGGUGGGAUGGAUGGAGCACUGAACGCAUUGCAGGGAGCCAGGUUGUCCUCUGCACCUUUGCCUGGAAGUGCUCCUCAGCGCUGCGCACACCCAGCAAAGGCCAGGAGGCACCAAGCAGGUGUGGGCUGGUGACUGCUGCCUUAUUGCAGGGCCAGAAAACGGGGCAGAGUAGGGCAGAACCAACCCCACUGGGCACGCUGCGCCCUGGCCUUGAGGGCUCCAUGAGAAUUUACAUGGUGCCGCUCCACUUUCCUGCUAACUGCCAUCCUGUGAAUUUAAAGUGGGGUAGAAACCUUCCCCGUGAGCUGCAAAAGCACCGGUAGAGAGCAUCACUGCCUUCCCCAGGAGGACAAGGCCAGCUCCUUGCUGCCAGCUGCUGCUCCUCCAGCCCUGCAGAACACGGUGUGUGAGCAGAGCUGUGACUGCAGUGUGCCUCAGCAGAGAAAGUGUGCAGUAAUUGCAGUAUCAGGGCCGGGUGCUGCUGGGGUGGUUUUACAGCCCUGGUAUCACCCUGCAGUUUCCAGCAGUGUGCUGAGUUUUGCUGAUGUCUUUAUUUCCUGUAAAUGGUGACUGUCCUGGGAAGAGCCGGGAGCGAGCUGAACGCAGCCAGCGCUGUCAUUUCGUAACGUGGGAGCCUGAUCUCACCGCUGAGGUGGAGGAGUUUCAUUGGGAUGGUGCUGGGACUGUGGCCACGGGGAGACAGCAGGAUGAAUCUGAAGAAAUAUUUUGUCCGGGCUCUGCACCGCCUCCAGAAGGGCCCUGGCUACACCUACAAGGAGCUGCUGGUCUGGUACUGCGACAACACCAACACACAUGGCCCCAAGCGCAUCAUCAAGGAGGGGCCGAAGAAGAAAGUCAUCUGGUUCUUCCUAACGCUGCUCUUCGCCUCCCUGGUCUUCUGGCAGUGGGGCAUCCUCAUCAACACCUACCUCUCCUACAACGUCACCUCGUCGCUCUCCAUCGGCUUUAAGACCAUGAAGUUCCCAGCAGUCACGGUCUGCAACGCCAACCCCUUCAAGUACUCGGAGGUGAGGCCCCUGCUGAAGGAGCUGGACAAGCUCAUUGAGGCGGCGCUGGAGAGGAUCCUGCAGCCCGCACACGGGGACCCCAUCUCUCCCCUGCUGCUGAACAGCAGCAAUGCCACCGAGGGGCUGGACCUGGAGCUCUGGAACCAGAUCCCGCUGGUGCUCAUCGACGAGCAGGACAAGGACAACCCGGUCAUCGUGGAGAUCUUUGAGAGCAACCAGAGCGCCGCGGGGAACCAGACCGCCACUCCCCCUGCCCCCGCCAACAUGACGUCCGAAGAGAAGAAGUACAAGCUGGCAGUGAAGCUGUGCAGCCACCAGGGCUCCAACAACUGCACCUACAGGAACUUCACCAGCGCGGCGCAGGCGGUGACCGAGUGGUACAUCCUGCAGUCCACCAGCAUCCUCUCCAAAGUGCCGCUGCAGGAAAGGAUUAGGAUGGGCUACCAGGCGGAAGACAUGAUCCUGGCGUGCCUCUACGGGGCCGAACCCUGCAACUACAAGAAUUUCACCCAAAUCUAUCACCCAGACCACGGUAACUGCUACAUCUUUAACUGGGGCAUGGACAAAGAGGCUUUGAAUUCUUCCAACCCAGGAGCCGAGUUUGGGCUGAAGUUAAUUCUGGACAUCAGCCAGCAAGACUACAUCCCCUACCUGUCAUCCGCCGCCGGGGCACGGCUGAUGCUGCACCAACAGAAGAGCUUCCCCUUCCUUAAGGAUCAGGGCAUCUAUGCCAUGGCUGGGACAGAAACCUCCAUCGGCGUGUUAGUGGAUGAGCUGGAGCGGAUGGGCUAUCCCUACAGCGACUGCACCAUGAACGGCUCUGACGUCCCGGUGAAGAACCUCUACAGCGAGUACAAUACCUCCUAUUCCAUACAGGCUUGCCUACGCUCCUGUUUCCAGAACCACAUGACAGAAAUCUGUGGCUGUGGUCACUACAUGUUUCCUUUACCGGAAGGGGUAACUUACUGCAAUAACGAAGAUAACCCUGGCUGGGCGUAUUGCUAUUCAUCACUGAGAUCGAGCAUAAGACACAGACAAAUUUGCAUUGACUCUUGUAAGGAAACAUGCAAUGACACGCAGUACAAGAUGACCAUCUCCAUGGCAGACUGGCCCUCGGAGGCUUCCGAGGACUGGAUUUUCCAUAUUUUGUCUUAUGAAAGGGAUAUGUCAACAAAUGUGACUCUGGACAGGAACGGCAUCAUCAAGCUGAACAUUUACUUCCAGGAGUACAACUACCGGACGAUCUCGGAGUCGGCCGCCACCACGAUCGUGUGGCUGCUGUCGAGCCUAGGAGGCCAGUUCGGGUUCUGGAUGGGGGGUUCCGUGCUGUGCCUCAUCGAGUUCGGGGAAAUCAUCAUCGACUCGCUGUGGAUCACCAUCAUCAAUGUCAUCAGCUGGUGCAAGGGCCUGAAGCAGAAGCGCGCACGGGCACGGUACCCAGACGUGCCACCGACGGUGUCGGAGCUGGUGGAGGCUCACACCAACCUGGGCUUCCAGCAUGAGGAGGCCGGCGCUGCGGCGCAGGGAGAGGCGCUGCCCCCCGAGCCCGGCACCCCCCCGCCCAACUAUGACUCGCUGCGCGUGCAGCCGCCGCACAGCCCGGGCAUGGACAGCGACACCGAGAGCGAGGAGCAGCGUCCUGCAGCCAGCCACCACGGGGAUGCCUCCGUUUGGGCUGAGUGACCGCCAGAGCUUCAUCCAAGGCAGGAGAGAGCCAGCAGCCCUCGCCCCCUCCCCUUCCUUAAAACGCUCACUGAAGAAGCUCUGUCUAAUAAAUCCCGCAGUAAAUCUCA
This is a messenger RNA of Numida meleagris (helmeted guineafowl), 3722 nucleotides long. RefSeq names its product sodium channel epithelial 1 beta subunit (gene SCNN1B). The coding region runs from base 1573 to 3612 and encodes 679 amino acids. The record is from RefSeq and is a predicted model, not a curated record. Lineage: Eukaryota; Metazoa; Chordata; Aves; Galliformes; Numididae. Gene Ontology annotation, biological process: sodium ion transmembrane transport. Gene Ontology annotation, cellular component: membrane. Gene Ontology annotation, molecular function: ligand-gated sodium channel activity. The transcript is spliced from 13 exons.